UUCGCAUAUAAAAAAAGGGUGUGUCCAAAUGGCCAGGAAUUUGCCACGUGGCAGUAGUAGAAGCAUAGAGAUGUUGUUACACCAUGCCCAUGGUCUUCAUCAUCAUCAUCCUAAAGCUCCAAGCAAAUCCUUUGUCGUCGCAAGGUAGUAAACCAAGUCGUUUGAAGCUCCUUUUAAUCUCAACCUCUGUGUGUGUGUGUGUGUGUGUGUGUGGUGAAGAGGGCGUGACGGAUCAAGUGAGGAAGGAAGUUAGUGAGGAGAAACCAUCAAAAUCUGUUUCGGAUGAUAUACUCCCUCACAUUCUCAAUUUAUCUUCAGCGAGUCAAGAAUAGUGGACUAUACUAUCACAGAGAAGGAGACUUCACCCGGAAUGACAGAGAUACUAAUACACAACAAACAAUAUUACAAGUUCCUGGGUAAAGACAUAAAUAUGAUAUCCCUCAUCAAGCUGGACACAGAGGAUGGCAAAGUCGUUGCACAUCAAGAUCGGUGGGACAAGAAGCCCUUGUGGGACCGAGAGACGGUUAAGGCACCGCUCGUGGGCCAUGUCAUCGAGGCUACACGACGAGCGUCCAUGCUGGCAACUCAUGCUCUAAUGAGGUUUGGGAAAGAUCCAUGAUCUGCCUAAUUUAACUAAGCAUACACCUGGGAUACUCUGUUUCUGAGAAAUUCUGCUGCAUUGAUACAUCUCCUAGAAUUGAUGAUAUAUACAUAAUCUUGUGAAAUUUUCUUCUCUCAAAAGUAUUUUGUAUGAUAUUUUCUGUGUUUGUUACAUUUUGCUCAGUUUCACUGCUAGAAACAGUGUAAAGUGUGUUUUUAGUAGUAGUUUUUUUUUAAUCUUCAAGUUUUCCUUAUGCAUGGGAUUAAUUGGCUCCUUAUACUUGUGUAUAUAUGGGAUGUACAUGCCUCUUUCUCUAUCUCUA
Salvia splendens (bonfire salvia) is the source of this 923-nucleotide messenger RNA. RefSeq lists its product as uncharacterized. The transcript is spliced from 4 exons. The record is from RefSeq and is a predicted model, not a curated record. Bases 371 to 619 code for a protein of 82 amino acids. NCBI's taxonomy places the organism in Eukaryota, Viridiplantae, Streptophyta, Magnoliopsida, Lamiales, Lamiaceae.